AUGGAGGACACGGCGGCUUUUUCAGCUGUGCUCCAACGCUCUGCUCCAGUAACACGACGGCGGGUUCUAGUUGUGUUAUUUGCUCUCGGUAAAUAUGCAAAAAGGGAAAAUACUGAACUUUCUCCGUCUGCCAUAAUGACGUUGCUUGAAUACGUGAUGGUGGGGAAACCUGUGCGUUUCCUUUUCGCGAGUGGCGCCGGGGGUUCUGUGCUGCGUAGCCACGACCGAGGCUUUACCUGGCGUGUUGUGUACAGAAUUCGUGACAACGUUACCGAUGUUGUGCCUACUCGAAGGCAGCCUGCGGGAACCCUUGGAGCUGUGGGGGAGACAAAAGCCUUAUCUGAGACUGGGGGAAAUAUCGCUUCAAAGGAUGAAGUCAUUCCUCCCUCGGCUGUUGAACCUGAGAACCACACAUCAUGCAUCGCCACAAUGGAUGAUAGGGUAGCUGUAUGUGGUGACAAUGGGUUUCUUGCAGUCUCUGUCGAUCGAGGAUUGUCGUUUUCCAAGCUAGCGAAAGAAGCGUUUCACCCAUUUGGCGAAGGGGGAUCAAACAACGAGAGUAACUGCUCCGACUUUAGGGGCGUGGAGUUUUUGUCUGAAUGCGCUUUGGUGUUCUUUUCAAAGAGACAUCUCUUUAGGUGCCCGCUCAACCAAAAAAGUUACAACAGCGUAGAAUUCGGUGAUAUUAGCCUCCUACAAGCGUUUUCUGACCCAAUUGGGUGUGUGAGAACGUUUUCGCGGGCUGGCCGGGGUUGUAUGCGGGAGCUGUUUGUGGCAACGAACGGGUUUGUGCACUACUCGCACGAUGGGGGGGCUGUUCUUUUGAAAAUUCCUCACAAACUAGGCGUUAUUCGCUCGAUUGAGCCUAUGGAUGUUGUUCUUAGACAUAGGGAGAUUCCCCAGCUCCCCCCUAGUUUGAUAGAUGCAAUGACGGCGCCCGCAGUUGAGCGACAUCUAAGUGCAGAGAAGGAGAAGUACUCCUACAGCGUUGUUGUCCGGGCAACGGGGGCCCAAGACAAGGGGGUUGGUGAUUCAGGGUGCGACUUCUGUGAGGGUUGGGUGGACGGCAUUUCCCUUCCACACCGCUUGGGCAGUGUCUGUUACCGUGUUCUGUUGGUUGCUGGAUGCGGGGCCAAUAUAUUACCGUACGAUUGCACCGCUUUACUCUUUGUUGCUGCCUCCUCAAACGGUCCGGACACCACUCCGGAUGUCCUGGGGUCUUUGGCUGAGCACGUGGAUUAUGUGCCGUACAUCAAGUCCGGGAUAACUGAACCCCUGUCAGUGGCCCUCACCCGUCGUCCGGGUUCUGGAGGCUGUGUGUUUGCUCGGAGCAAUAUUGCUGGUGUUAGCUUUUCGAGUGAUAUGGGUAGGUCGUGGUCCAUUCCGAAACAAGCGUACGUAGUCUCCGUCCUUGCAUCCGACGGCGGCGAAUUCGUCUGUUGUAAUAGACGAAAUGUUGUCAAUUUCCCCAACAGUGUUUGUGAGGAAGUUCAUGCUCUGCAGACUGAUUUGCGAGUGCCUUUCUUGACAGAUAUUGCGAUGAUGACUUAA
Molecule: messenger RNA, 1551 nt
Organism: Trypanosoma brucei brucei TREU927
Lineage: Eukaryota; Euglenozoa; Kinetoplastea; Trypanosomatida; Trypanosomatidae
Exons: 1
Coding region: 1-1551 (516 amino acids)
Source: RefSeq, a predicted model, not a curated record